Messenger RNA from Larimichthys crocea (large yellow croaker), 3147 nucleotides. It is a transcript of the gene loxl5b, whose product is annotated as lysyl oxidase-like 5b. The transcript is spliced from 8 exons. NCBI's taxonomy places the organism in Eukaryota, Metazoa, Chordata, Actinopteri, Sciaenidae. The record is from RefSeq and is a predicted model, not a curated record. Gene Ontology annotation, molecular function: protein-lysine 6-oxidase activity; copper ion binding. Gene Ontology annotation, biological process: peptidyl-lysine oxidation; collagen fibril organization. Bases 945 to 2105 code for a protein of 386 amino acids.
CUGCGUCAUAUUUCCGUUUCUCUUUUCACUUUCCUCGGCACGGGAAGGUCAGCCACACUGACUGAAAACACUGAAUGCUGUCGGUUGUUUGGACAAUCGUCCACUAACAUGAAAUAAUUCUUUCUAGCUGGUCGCUUUGCAGAAUAAAAAAACAAGAAUCCCCAUGUUGAUGACAGCUUUAGUGGCGAUCACCUUAAUCAAGACACGGAGUUAAAGUGCUUACGCUUUUCACUGGCGGGUUAUCAAAUCUCUGAAAGGUCAAACGUCCUUUCAAAGGUCGCCCGUGUUGCUCUGCCCUCAUACACCUCGUCCCCGCUGCACCACAGACAUGAGGGAAAACACAGAGCUGUAAAUUUUUCACUUUUAUUGAUAUUUCAACAUCAAAAUCCGGCUGAAUUAUGCGGUAACCUUGAGGGCUGUGUUUCCUAUCUAAAGCUGAUUACGCAGCAUAAACCGGCAGCAAUGACUAAGACAUCAAAGGGUUUAUAGCCCGAGCUUUAUAUACCUACAAAUCUUUAGUGUCAUACCGGCCUCUUUCUGAAUCUCCCUUUUCUGAUCGUAUAGCUUGCCUCACACUGCACACCUGCCAGCUCUGUCCCAAGACCUGGCUGGGUGUGUUAGGAGGGGGGUGUUCAGGGUCUUGUGAUACGUUUCUGGCAGUCUUUACAUGCCAACAGUUGGCCCUGGAGCAGAGGGUAGCUGGUCUGUCAGUUUAUAUUUAGGCUAAGUGCCUUGGGAGUAUAUUUAACAAGUGCACAGCCAAUUACUGACCUACACGCCCACACCCUGCACUCCACAGACCCUGGCCUGACUCAGGGGGCCAGUCUCCACACGCCACACAGCCGGGACUACUUCCUCUCAUCUUUGGGCAGCAGCAGCAGCGCACAGCUGGCCCUUGGAGACAACGGAUUCAGUGGCAGAACAACGGGCAGGUUUAUAGUUUAAUGACCACUGGAUCUGAGUACCAGGCUCCGGUUCGGUCCAGAAGCCAGUCGAGAGUUUAUGUGAGCAGCAGGAGGGAUGGCACCAGGAGCCAAAUGCCAAGCAGAGGAACGACGUUUGUAAGAACCGGCCAGGCUGAGUCCAGUCCUGUAUCUAUUGCUCCAGGACAGCCUGUUGGUUAUGUGCCGUUCAAUGGUCGUGCGUCAGGGACCAGACAGCAGCAGCCAGGCGCACGACACUUUAACCCCGAACACACCAACACCAUCGACUCCUCUGCAAGAAGAGUUGCAAAUGUGGAUGCUACUGCACUGCACACCAGAGGAGGAGAACCAGGGCCCGGUGCGCAAUAUCUGGUGAGGGAGUCUGAGGUUCCUACACCGGGUGAGGAAGUUUCAAACGAGGAGAUGGUUAACGACGACCCUCGAAACCCGUUAAAAAACCACAGGAAUUCUGUUUUAUACAACCCAUAUCCCACAAGAGGGAGGUCAGUGGCCCGCCGUCCGCCUGGCACAGGAUAUGGAACAAGAUAUUUCCAAAAUGGACUGCCAGACCUUGUGCCAGACCCAUAUGCCAUCCAAGCAGGUGCCUAUGUCCAGCGCAUGCAGAUGUAUGCUCUCCGCUGUGCUGCUGAGGAGAACUGUCUGGCCAGGUCGGCUUAUGGACCUGCCGUGAGAGACAUCGACUUCAGAGUCCUCCUGCGGUUCCCCCAGAAAGUGAAGAACCAAGGCACCACCGACUUCCUCCCAGUCAAGCCGAGAUAUCAGUGGGACUGGCACAGCUGUCACCAACAUUACCACAGCAUGGACGCCUUCAGUAACUACGACCUGCUGGACGCCGUCACUGGACGUAAAGUGGCCGAGGGACACAAGGCCAGUUUUUGCUUGGAGGACACCAGCUGUGAUCCCGGAUUCAGGCGGCGCUACGCCUGUACGUCUCAUACGCAGGGACUGAGCCCAGGAUGUCAUGACGUCUACGCUGCCAACAUCGACUGUCAGUGGAUUGACAUCACUGAUGUACCUCCAGGAAACUAUAUCUUAAAGGUUACAGUCAAUCCCAAUUUCCACGUCAUGGAGUCAGACUUCAGCAACAACAUAGUGAGAUGUGAUAUCACAUACACAGGAGUCUAUGUUCAGACACACCACUGUCGAGUAACAAGGGGUUGAAAUCUUCCAUCUGCCGGAGUUUUACUUUACUUACAGCAAACAUCUCUCCCUGUACUGUACAGCAACAUCAACUCUGCGACUAACACAAAGUGCAGUUGGUAUUAGAACUGUGCUACAUAAGUUUAUGUUGCAUUUACUGGAAAAUAAAUGCAAACGUUUACACCAACCUGGUACAUUAAACUGGUGAGAUCAUCAGAUUUACUUGAUUAUGUACUUCUACAAAUGUGCCAUGAUUCAUAACAAUAAGAUUUUGCAUAUACAUUUAUUCCUUGAAAGAUGGUUUACUGCUUGAAAUGUGUGUUUUGUUGCCUGCUUUGUGUUUUUUUGUUGUGCACAUUGUUAGUUUUUACAGUUUUUUUAAUUUAAAGGAUAAGAUUUUCUAUAUUUUGUUAUUUUUGUUGUCGUUAAAUCUCAAGAAAAGACCAAAUCCAACAUGUAGUGCAUCACUCAGUACUGUCAUACUUCAACACCCAGUGGUUCCUACUGAAGACAUGAAUCUUCAAAAGCAGGUCACAGAUUUAUAGUUUCACUUCUUUUCACUUCUAAAUUUUCUGGGCUGUAUAAUUUUAUUUGCAAAUGUUACUCGAGUGAAUACAUCUGGGCCUACUUUUAGCAGCGUAUUUAGAUAUAAAAGUCAGUGUAGAGUAGAUCAUGUUUAUGAUAAUGAAGGAACAUUUAGGUGAAAUAAUACAGCUCAUGAUAAGAUAAAGAUAUAUCAGGCUUUGCAUAAACAGAUAACACAUGUCAGUAGCAUAAAUGUAUUUCCGGUGCUGGUCUUUUCAUGUGUUGACAAGAAGAAACACCAAGAAUAUGAGCAGACUUAUCCUUUAAUAACCACUCUGUGGUCACAUUAACAAAUUGCAACUAUCCAAUUUUAUGCCAGAUACUAAGGAUAGAUGUUGGAAUGUGUUUAUACGAGUGUGUGUGUGUGUGUGUGUGUGUGUUUGUGUGAGUGGAUGAAAAAUGUGUGAAACUGAAACCUUGAACGCUUUAUUAUAUUCUGUCGGUAUGUUGGAUUUAAUGCAAUAAAGAUGGCGAGAGG